Messenger RNA from Gigantopelta aegis, 1197 nucleotides. RefSeq names its product neuropeptides capa receptor-like. The transcript has a single exon. Gene Ontology annotation, biological process: G protein-coupled receptor signaling pathway. Gene Ontology annotation, cellular component: plasma membrane. Bases 1 to 1197 code for a protein of 398 amino acids. The record is from RefSeq and is a predicted model, not a curated record. Gene Ontology annotation, molecular function: G protein-coupled receptor activity. NCBI's taxonomy places the organism in Eukaryota, Metazoa, Mollusca, Gastropoda, Neomphalida, Peltospiridae.
AUGAUACAGGACACCAAUACUGACUUCAUGGCAUCCACACAGAAGAAUCUGUCGUACUCUUCGCCGUUCAACGUCACUAGCUGGGACGACCUGCUGUUUAUCCUCGAGUAUCACAUCCCUGUGGCUCUGGCCCUAAACAAGGCCAUUACGCCCAUCUGGUACGCCAUCGGCCUUGUUGGCAACGUCACUUCCGCUGCCGUGUGGCUGAGUUCCGGUCUGCGCAUGUCCAACACCGCUGCGUACUAUCUAGCAUCUCUGGCCAUCGCCGAUCUGUUAUUUCUCAUCCUACAAGUGUUCUACGAACUGGAAUAUCCUUGGCUGGUCCGCGCCCUUGACCUUCAAGGAUGGUGUCAGAUCUGGAACAUCCUCAAUAUGGCGGUCGGCUACAUCUGCGUUCUGCUGGUUUUCGGUUUCACCUUUGAGCGGUUCUUGUCCAUCUGCUACCCGUUCAAAUCGGAGCGGUUCAGCAAGACCUCGAGAUCCAAGAGGGUCAUCUUCCUUAUCGUCCUCGUGUCCUUCCUCGUCGCGCUUCCUCAGGGAUACUUCUGGGACGUCAGAUACAACGGCUGCCACGUGCGCAUCAGUCUGGUGAUGCAGCGAGAGAGGUCGCUGUACUCCAUCUGGAACUGGGGGUCCGAGAUGAUCAUGUUCGGGCUGGUCCCCCUCGUGGUUCUCGUCCUCAACAUAUGCGUCUUGCACAAGAUCAAACACGCCGGGCAGCUGAAGCUGGGCGACACGUCCGCUAGCAACUCCCACAAACGUUACAUAUCCACCACGGUGACGCUGCUGUGGGUGUCGUUCUACCUGAUCCUCACGACCCUGCCCGUGACGCUGAUGUUUGCGAUGCAGACGAAGUUCACGCUCGGCUCGCCCAUGUCUUUAGAGGCGAUGGCAGACGAUCCGCACUGGAGGACGUUCUUUUCCUACCAAUUCGCCAGGACGGUCAUCAAGGAGAUCGGGCUGUCGCACUAUGCGUGCAACCUCUUCAUCUACUGCUUUACGUGCAAAAAAUUCAGGUUCCACUUGUUUCGUUUACUGUUCGGACCGGGUGUUGUGUGUUUCGGGAGCGAUGACAGUGAUUCGAAAACUGGGAGGCAGCCCUCUCAGUCGUUCCAAAUGGAACAGAAACUCUUGCCAUACGAGCGUUCGCCCAAUAUGUCGACUGGCGUAAAACACACGGAUGUAUCAAUACAUUAA